Messenger RNA from Apis mellifera (honey bee), 705 nucleotides. Its product is annotated as mitochondrial fission process protein 1. The transcript has 3 exons. NCBI's taxonomy places the organism in Eukaryota, Metazoa, Arthropoda, Insecta, Hymenoptera, Apidae. Bases 130 to 597 code for a protein of 155 amino acids. Gene Ontology annotation, biological process: mitochondrial fission. The record is from RefSeq and is a predicted model, not a curated record. Gene Ontology annotation, cellular component: mitochondrion.
AAAUUUUUGUUUUUUUUUUUUAUAUAAAUCAAUUCUAUAUCAUUGUGUAUUAUUUAAUAACAUGAUAUAAAUAAUUGACGUAGGUUAUCUUUAAUAAGUCUAUGAAAGUUUAUAAAUAAAAUUUAUAUCAUGAACGAAAUAAAAGAAAUAAAUAUAUAUCGUGAUACUCCUAUUAGAUAUUUAGGAUAUGCAAAUGAAAUUGGAGAAGCUUUUAGGCCUAUAAUUCCACAUUCAAUUGUAUGGUUUAGUUAUACUGUAGCCAGUGGAUAUGUUCUUGCAGAUACAAUAAACAGUGGCUUUAACACUUAUUCAAACAGUGUUACUACAAAAUCAAAAAAUGUUUUACUUUCUAUGACAGACACUUUGUUAUGGCAGUCAUUUGCAUCUGUAAUUAUUCCUGGUUACACAAUAAACAGAGUUUGUGCUGCUGUACAAUUUAUACAAAAGAAAAGCAAUAAUACGCAUUUAAAAAGUAGAUGGAUUCCAACUUUAAUUGGUUUAGCAACUAUACCUAUUAUAAUACAUCCUAUAGAUAACUUAGUAGAAGAAAUAAUGAAUAUUACAUACAGAAAAUGGAUACGUUAUUAUCCAAAAUGACCACCAAUCAAAAAUUAUAUCAUAAUUAGUAUAAUUAAAUCAAAUAUUUCUGAGAAUUGAUUCAGUUUUCAAAUGAAAUAAAAGAUGUUGCACUUAUAUAUGUACAAA